Molecule: messenger RNA, 626 nt
Organism: Elephantulus edwardii (Cape elephant shrew)
Lineage: Eukaryota; Metazoa; Chordata; Mammalia; Macroscelidea; Macroscelididae
Product: ADP-ribosylation factor-related protein 1-like
Exons: 1
Coding region: 21-626 (201 amino acids)
Biological process (GO): intracellular protein transport; protein localization to organelle; Golgi to plasma membrane protein transport
Cellular component (GO): Golgi apparatus
Molecular function (GO): GTPase activity; GTP binding
Source: RefSeq, a predicted model, not a curated record
CGCCGAGGCCCGCGGACAGGAUGUACACCCUGCUCUCCGGCCUGUACAAGUACGUCUUCCAGAAGGACGAGUACUGCAUCCUGAUCCUGGGCCUGGACAACGCCGGGAAGACGACCUUCUUGGAGCAGUCAAAAACCCGUUUUCACAAGCACUACAAGGGGAUGAGUCUGUCCAAGAUCACCACGACCGUGGGCCUCAACAUCGGCACCGUGGACGUGGGGAAGGCCCGCCUCAUGUUCUGGGACUUAGGGGGACAGGAGGAGCUGCAGUCUCUGUGGGACAAGUACUACGCUGAAUGCCACGGAGUCAUCUAUGUCAUCGACUCCACCGAUGAGGGGCGGCUCUCUGAGUCCAAGCGUGCUUUUGAGAAGAUGGUUACAAAUGAGGCACUGGAGGGUGUCCCCAUCCUCGUGCUGGCCAACAAGCAGGAUGUGGAGACCUGCCUCUCCAUCCCUGACAUCAAGACUGCCUUCAGUGACUGCAUCUCCAAGAUAGGGCGGCGUGACUGUCUGACCCAGGCCUGCUCUGCACUCACUGGGAAAGGUGUCAACGAGGGCAUCGAAUGGAUGGUCAAGUGUGUUGUGCGCAAUAUCCACCGGCCACCUCGGCAGAGGGACAUCACGUAG